Caretta caretta (loggerhead turtle) is the source of this 602-nucleotide messenger RNA. The record is from RefSeq and is a predicted model, not a curated record. Lineage: Eukaryota; Metazoa; Chordata; Testudines; Cheloniidae.
AUGACAGUGCUUGCAAAAGUCUCCCGGCUGCUUCUCGCUGGUGCUCCCCGGGUCCCGUUGGGACGGCUCAUGUCGGCAGUGGCUCAUGGGGAGGCCAUUGCAGCUUGGACAUGGAAGAGCCUGUCUUUUGUGGUUGCUCUUCCUGGUGUUGGUGUAUGCAUGCUGAACUGCUACUUAAAGAUGCAGCAUGAUCAUGAAAGAGAAGAGUUUGUUCCUUAUGCUCACCUCCGCAUCAGGACCAAGCCCUUCCUAUGGGGAGAUGGGAACAAAACUCUGUUUCACAACCCUCAUACUAAUCCUCUCCUGACUGGCUGUAAAGAGAAUCACUGAACACCUGGAUCACAGCAGCAAUUUGGCCCAUUGCUCUAUUUGGACCAGCACAUUGUAUGGGACCCUGAAUCUAAAAAAUAUUCUACAUUCCUUGUACUGUCAAGUUAUAAAUGGCGUUCUGACAUUUAGCCCUGUAUUUGAAGAGGAGGUCACUUAACAUAAAAAAAUCCUAACCUAUCAAAAACAAAAAAAAACCCAGGAACAUUAUGUUUGUGGCAAGGUGGGGUGUGAAUCUACCCUGCACUAGCCUACCAUGAACUAAAUGUCCGUGU